AUGUGUUGGCACAAUAUUUUGUACGGAGGCGGUAAUACCUAUAUUCUUAUACAUAGGCCUAUAUAAGAUAUAUAUAUAAUAUAUAUUCUUGGCUAAAAUCACGCUUCCUCUAAUAAGGAGAGAGACCGCUAUAGAAGAAUGAGCAAUGCAAGGGCGAAGACACUUUGUAUACUGGCUAUGGUUGUGAUUGUCAGUCUGUUUUGUACGGUCUUCAGGAGGAACGUCCGCAAAGCCGCAGUUACGGCAGAUUCAGAGACAUGCUCAAUGGUCGGCAGAGACAUCUUGCAGGACGGAGGUUCAGCAGUAGAUGGCGCCAUCGCAGCCCUUCUUUGCAGCUCUGUAAUGAACCCACACAGUGCUGGCGUUGGGGGGGGCGCCAUAUUCACUGUCAUGGAGGAAACUGGCAACGUCAAGAUCAUUAAUUCCAGGGAGACGGUGCCGGUGCUGUUUAAACCGGACCUGUUAAAGUACUGCUCAAAUUAUCAAAAAGGCAGCCAGUGGAUCGGCGUUCCGGGACAGAUUCGUGGGAUGGAGCAGGCUCACAAUUUGUACGGGAAGCUGCCAUGGGCCAAGCUCUUUCAACCCGCCAUCCAAAUGGCCCGGGAGGGGGUGACUGUCUCCGCUGACCUUGACAGAAUACUUCGCCGGAAAGCUUCCACGCGGUCGCAGCUUUGUGACAUUCUCUGCUAUGGGAACAAGACAGUCUUUCGCCAAGGAGCCAUCGUGAGGUUUCCAAAGCUGGCGGAAACCUUGGAGAUCAUAGCAAAUUAUGGGGCCAAUGCCUUCUACACGGGCAGAAUCGCGCGCGACUUGAUCCAGGACAUAAAAGAAGCAGGUGGAACUUUAACAAUGGAAGAUCUGAGAUCCUUUCAGGCCAAAGUAGCAGAUGCAUGGGCAGUUCCCAUAGGAGAGUUUAUCAUGUACAUCCCACCACCGCCAGCAGGGGGAGGUAUUCUUAGCCUCAUUCUUAACAUCAUGAAAGGGUACAAACUCAGCCCUUCCUCCCUUGAGGGUGACCAGAAAGCACUAACCUACCACCGCUACAUCGAGGCUCUCAAAUUCGCAAAUGCCCAGUGGAAGAAGACUGGUGACCUAGACUUUGAAGAACUUCCAUUGAUAAGUGACGAGCUUGCAGAGAGAGUCCGGACCAGGAUCAGCGACACAUUGGCCACAGGUCGCCAAGACGACAACAUCACCCUCUCAUUGGACCCUUUCGGUACCGCCCAUGUGUCAGUGUUGGCUCCUGACGGCACUGCAGCAUCGGUCACCAGCACCACCAACCAACACAUUAACUCCAUGGCAUAUUCACGGAAAACAGGGGUGACCCUUAACAGCGAACUGGCAGGUUUUUGUUGGAAAAAGAAUCGCAUUACUUCCGGGGAAGAGCCUCCGUCCUUAAUUUCCCCAUUGAUAGUCUAUUCAAAGUCCCAGAAGAAGAUGUUAGUUAUUGGAGCGUCUGGGGGUGCCAUGAUCACCACAAGACUGGCCAUGGCAAUGAUGAACCACCUCUGGUUUGAAAAGAACCUGAACGAUUCAAUUUCCUCUCCUGUGCUGAUCCUGAAUCAGAAUGGUACAGUAUUUUACGAGCAGGGGUUUGAUGAGUCUGUUGUCAAGAAGCUGGAAUUUUUUGGACACGACAUGCAGGAAACGGAAGGAGUGUAUAACGCAGUCAAUGCUGUGUUGAAGGAGGGAUCUUACAUUUCUGCCGUGUCGGAUGCCAGGAUGGGUGGCAAAGCGGCAGGAUUUGUCGAAGGCAUGGCGCCCCGAGAGCGGUUGGCCAUCGGCGCCGUGGUGGCCGUCUUGAUCAUCAUUGUGUGCAUAAUUGUCGCAAGGCAUGCAUCUGAGCAUCAGUGCUUUAGAAAUGCAGCAGUGGCUUCAGACUCGCUGACAUGCUCUGUGGUCGGCAGGGACAUCCUGAAGCAAGGAGGCUCGGCAGUAGAUGGCGCCAUUGCCGCACUGCUCUGCAUUUAUCUGGUGAACCCACACAGUGCAGGUUUGGGUGGAGGGGCUGUGUUCACCAUUAUGGAGAAGACAGGCAAGGUCAAGAUUGUUAAUUCUAGGGAGACGGUACCUGCGGCGUUAAAACCUGAUCUGAUGAAGGAUUGUUCAAAGGGUUCACAAGGCAGUCAGUGGAUAGGCGUGCCGGGGGAAAUCCGUGCCUUUGAACAGGCUCACAAUCUUUAUGGGAAGCUGCCAUGGGCUAAGCUGUUUGAGCCUGCCAUCAGACUGGCCCGAGAGGGGGUCCCUGUGUCCGCCUACCUUGCAAAACUCCUGCAGAAGGACGAUAUUAAACAGCGAGUGGAAGGAUCCCAGCUAUGUGAAAUUCUCUGCUAUGGGAACAAGACAGUCUUUCGCCAAGGAGCCAUCAUGAGGUUUCCAAAGCUGGCGGAAACCUUGGAGAUCAUAGCAAAUUAUGGGGCCAAUGCCUUCUACACGGGCAGAAUCGCUCGCGACUUGAUCGAGGAGAUAAAAGAAGCAGGGGGAACAUUAACGAUGGAAGAUCUGAGGUCCUUUCAGGCAAAAGUGACUGAUGCAUGGACAGUUCCAAUAGAUGACUAUGUCAUGCACUUCCCACCACCGCCAACAGGGGGCGCUAUUCUUGCCUUUCUCCUGAACGUCAUGAAAGGGUACAAACUCAGCCCUUCCUCCCUUAAGGGUGACCAGAAAGCACUAACAUAUCACCGCUACAUCGAGGCCCUCAAAUUCACAAAUGCUCAACGGAAGAAUACUGGUGACCCUGACUUCAAUCCUGGAGAUGGAGCCGCUCACUUGAUUGAAGAGGCGUUUGCAGAUCGAGUGAGGGCCAUGAUCAGCGACAGCAGAACCUACAACCCCAAUUACUACAAUGUCACCCCUUCCUUGGACCGCUUCGGUACCACCCAUCUGUCAGUUUUAGCUGCCGAUGGCUCUGCGGUAUCAGUUACCAGCACCAUCAAUGACAAGUUUGGCUCUGGUGUGUACUCACACAGAACAGGGGUGAUCCUCAACAACGAAAUAGCUGAUUUCUGCGGGAUCAAGGACAACGUGAACACCAGUAGGAUCGGACAUACGCAGAUUACGUUUGACACAGUUUGCAGAUUCUCUUUUUAUCUUAGCAAAGUACAUCAACAGAAUUAUGCUGCAAUAUAUAAACAUGGGUAUGGUCAUGGUGUGAGAUACCUGGUGGGGGUGUUAUUCUCAGGAGAACAGCCUCCUUCCUCAAUGGCCCCGUCGAUACUGUACUCAAAGGCCAAGAGUAGGACAAUGGUUAUUGGUGCAUCAGGAGGCACCAUGAUCACCACAGGAAUAGCCAUGGCCCUGAUGAACCACCUGUGGUUUGGGAUGGACCUCGAAGACGCCAUCGCUGCUCCUGUGCUGUUUGUGAGACAAAACACCACAGAGGAAUAUGAGCGGGGUUUUGAUGAGACCGUCCUGCAGGAGCUGAAAACCUUCGGGCACCAUAACCAAGAGCUGGCGACAGUCCGCAACGUGGUCAAUGCUGUGGUUAUGGAGGGUUCCUGCAUUGUAGCCCAGUCCGAUGCCAGAAGGGACGCGGAAGCUGCAGGCUACUGACCCAGCCAGGAACGUGACUUCAUAUGACUGAUGAAUUGUAACUUCAGUUUGGUUAACAGGUUUCUAAGCGCCUUAGGUGGUACUGACUGCUUGAAGAAGUUGUACGCUCAUGGGUGUUUCUCAUACACAGAAAUGUUCUGAGAGCAGAAAGAAAUAUGAUUGGUUCUGAGAGACUGUGAUGCCCGGCUCGUGCGCUCCUUGUGUGUGCCACGCCCCCUGAUUACCCACGUGUGUUUCCCUGAUCGUCGCCAGCUGUGACUAGUUAUUUUGAUCAGUCCUGUCUAUUUGAGUCCUUGUCUUGCCAGAGUUGAUUGUCCGUCAUUGAUGUUACCCGAUGUAACUCGAUGGUCGAGCCUUUUGUUCCUGUUCCGUCCGUUCUGUCCUGCCCGUACCUGAAUAAACCCCAGUUUCCCCGUAUUCUGCCUGCUUACUGCUCGCAUCACCUGCACGUGAGAUCGCCAGCCUAAUUGCCGAUCGUGACAGAGAUAACCAAUCAGAUUGUACAGGAGCUGGGUCAAAGCAACUAGUGGAGGUGGGACAAACCAGUGUCUUGGUCUUACCUCCUCUAGUUGGUUGGACCCUACUCCUCUACAAUUCGAUUGGUUACGUCCCUGAGCCAAUCAUUUUCCCGUCUGCCCUCAGAACAUUUUGUGUAAGUAAAACUCCCAUGAGCGAAAUAUACUUAAUCACCACAUGAUAAAAUUUAAGAAUAUUUGCGGUGCUUUCAUUUUAGUUGGAAAAUUUGGUUAAGAUCUUAAUUUUGGUUGCACAGUUGCAAAGCUGACUAGUGCGCUGUAAAAAAAAAAAAAAAAGUAUGGUGAAAUGUCUGUGGUAGUAAACUUAAGACCUUUGUCACUUGUUCAUAAACUUAUCGCAUUUUUAUUUAAUUUUGAUUUACAGUGUUUACUACACUUGUUGGGAUAUGUCAAAAAUGUAUGCCCAUAUUUUUUGUUAUAAUUGUGUAUUUUCCACAUACAGCACGACCAUUUAAUGAGUACAUCUGCUCUAAAAUCAUGUGUGGUAUUUGGAGGGGGGGGGGGGUGCCCCCCCAUUCACCUGAAUCAAAAUUACUAUUACUUCGCAAGAGAAUAGUGCAGUGUUCUCUGCACCUUUGCAUAAGCAGUUUGUAGACAAAAUAUUAGAUAAUGGCUGCACCCAAUACCUGUGUUAACACAGAUAAGCAAGUAAGUAAGAUAAGCAAGAUGAUUUUUUAAUUUUUUUUUUGCCACCACCCCCAGUGCCAAAACCAAAUUCUACCUAUGUAUAAAAAUACAUGACAAUAUAUAAACAUGCAUUAUAUAACAGUU
Molecule: messenger RNA, 4859 nt
Organism: Brienomyrus brachyistius
Lineage: Eukaryota; Metazoa; Chordata; Actinopteri; Osteoglossiformes; Mormyridae
Exons: 24
Coding region: 139-3552 (1137 amino acids)
Biological process (GO): inflammatory response; leukotriene D4 biosynthetic process; glutathione catabolic process
Cellular component (GO): plasma membrane
Molecular function (GO): glutathione gamma-glutamate hydrolase; leukotriene-C(4) hydrolase activity
Source: RefSeq, a predicted model, not a curated record